UUUAUUAUUAUCGUGUCUUCCUGUUUGCUGUUGCCUGGUUGUUCUGAAGCAUGUUGGCAAAGAGACACUUCUGCGAGCUGAAACACGGACAAACAGCUCAACUACGCACUUCAACGCGCGGGUCACUGUGAACUUAUGCAGAAUGGUGCCACCACAAGAUAAUGUGAUGGCCUGGCACUGCACGCAAGUGGCCCAGUGGCUGCAGGAAGAAGGUUUCGGGGAGUAUGUGGAGUUGCUGUGCACCCAUCACCGCCUGGAUGGCCCCAGCCUGCUGACUCUGACUGAGGCUGACCUGCGUGGGCCUCCAUUGGGCCUCACUGUGCUCGGAGAUAUCAAGAGAUUAGUCUUAUCCCUACGCCGACUACAGAGGCAGAACCGGACCCAGUUAGAGGAUCUGGGCUUGAGACCUACAGACCGAUUUUCAGCUGAAAUUCUGCAGAGUGCUGUGGGGUUUGAGUGGACUUGUAAUGGAGCUGAUUGGAGGUCCAGCAUAAGUGACCGUGAGUGUAACGGGACUGAGCUGCGGCAAAGGAACCGUGAUAGAUUACGUUAUAGCACAAGAGAGGGGCUGUGUCACGUGCACUCCAACGGGAGUUGUCAGGAGCACCUGCCAGGCCGAUUGGACCCAGAGGUGUGGAAGACGGUCCUCAGCUCCAUCUAUGUGAUGUUUGUGUUCGGAUUCACUUCGUUUGUCAUGGUUAUCGUGCAUGAACGUGUGCCAGACAUGAGGACGUAUCCACCACUGCCUGACAUAUUCCUGGACAGUGUUCCCAGAAUUCCUUGGGCCUUUGCAAUGGCUGAAGCAUGUGGUGUCAUCCUGUGCUACAUGUUUUUGUUGGUCCUCCUGCUUCACAAACACAGAUCCAUUCUCUUCAGGCGCCUGUGCUGUUUGAUGGGGACGGUGUUUUUGCUCCGUUGCUGCACCAUGUUUGUCACCUCACUCUCUGUGCCUGGGCAACACCUACAGUGUGUGAGUAAGAUGUACGGCGAUACCUGGGCAAAGAUAGAGAGGGCGCUGGCAAUCUGGAGUGGAUUUGGAAUGACGCUGACUGGAGUCCAAACCUGUGGAGACUACAUGUUCAGCGGCCACACUGUCGUCAUCACUAUGCUCAACUUUUUUGUCACCGAAUACACUCCACGAAGCUGGCAUCUGAUUCACACCAUCUCGUGGGUGUUGAACCUGUUUGGGAUUUUCUUCAUCCUGGCGGCUCACGAGCACUACUCCAUCGACGUGUUCAUCGCCUUCUACAUCACCACCCGCCUCUUCUUGUACUACCACACCUUAGCCAACACACGUGCCUACCACCAGAGCCGCAGGGCUCGAAUUUGGUUCCCCAUGUUCUCCUUCUUUGAGUGCAAUGUGAACGGGCCAGUCCCCAACCAGUACCACUGGCCUUUUAACAAACCUUCCUUCAUGAAGACACUUAUUGGAUAGUGUAUUUUUUUCUUUUUAAGUAAUGCUAAAACUGCAGCUUUUUACUUGAAAUGUCGUGGCGCUUUGGGCAGGUAUCAUUUUAUUACCUGUAAGACCAACUCCCUCUUUCACAUGUGCACAGAUGUUUGCAGUGUCGCCCGAUCAUGUGUUUUAAAUUCAUUUGGAUGCUGUCUGCAACAAACUAGCUUGUUGUGGGGCCUCCACCUUUCAGGGAUAGAUGUGGCACCCUGGACAGUUCUUUAAAGGUUUUCAGGCAUUUAUUUUCCUUUGAAAUAACCGCUUUGAUUAUUCAUUUGUCACUUGGCUUCAGCUUCACUGGUGCUGUGACGUCUUUGCCUCACACCAUAUUUAUUGCAAACUGAGUGUGUCACACAGUUAUAAUGCCUGUUUGUUAGGUGUCACUUCAAAUGCUUUGCAGCAAACAGCUUUGGCACCUAUUUGGCUACCAAAGUAAGUCAGAUGUGCAACAUAAAAGCACCACCUGUUUUUUAAAAUUAUUUAUUUUUUUAUUAAGGACACUUUGUGGACAGAUCUGUGCAGUUCAUGCACGUUUCAUUGGAUGAUUCUGACAUGUUUAUUGCAAUGUUUGUCCAUUUAAUCCUCAGCAAACUUGAUUUAGGUAUUUUUUUUAAACGGUAUUAAAUUAAUAUAGAGCAUUGGUUAUAAGUAUAUACAGAAUACAAAUGUUUGUGACUGAAUUUUCUUGGUGCGUUAUUGACCAAAAAUGAGUUUUGCACUGACUUUUGAUUACUAAUGUUGGCACACUCCUGUCUAUCAAAGAUCCAAACAUAGACAUUGUUUACUGUAUUGUUGUUGAUACAAAUUUUGAUAAUUUGUUUACAAUUUGUGCCAUUAUUUGCAAUGUAUAAGUAAUGCAUAUCUGCCUUUUGGCUCUCCAGUUAAUGUUUACAAAUAAUGAGGACAAUUUUGUUUUUAUAUUUAAUUGUAUUUAACACUGACAGUUUCC
Thalassophryne amazonica is the source of this 2402-nucleotide messenger RNA. RefSeq names its product sphingomyelin synthase-related protein 1-like. The record is from RefSeq and is a predicted model, not a curated record. The transcript is spliced from 6 exons. The coding region runs from base 143 to 1435 and encodes 430 amino acids. Gene Ontology annotation, biological process: ceramide biosynthetic process. Gene Ontology annotation, molecular function: sphingomyelin synthase activity; ceramide cholinephosphotransferase activity; protein binding. Lineage: Eukaryota; Metazoa; Chordata; Actinopteri; Batrachoidiformes; Batrachoididae. Gene Ontology annotation, cellular component: endoplasmic reticulum membrane; Golgi membrane.